Messenger RNA from Drosophila rhopaloa, 1655 nucleotides. It is a transcript of the gene Cyp12e1, whose product is annotated as probable cytochrome P450 12e1, mitochondrial. The transcript is spliced from 6 exons. Lineage: Eukaryota; Metazoa; Arthropoda; Insecta; Diptera; Drosophilidae. The coding region runs from base 1 to 1575 and encodes 524 amino acids. Gene Ontology annotation, molecular function: iron ion binding; oxidoreductase activity, acting on paired donors, with incorporation or reduction of molecular oxygen; heme binding. The record is from RefSeq and is a predicted model, not a curated record.
AUGUUGUCAAAGCAAUGGAAUGCAAACAAACAGAUCGCGAGGCAGAUCUACCAACAACAUAGAGGGUUGGCCCAUAAGACCUCUACGAUGAGAUUGGAGGAGGCGAAACCCUAUGCUGAUAUUCCGGGACCAAGCAAAUUGCAAUUGAUACGAGCUUUUCUGCCGGGCGGUCGCUAUAAGAACUUACCGGUUCACGAAAUGUUUCUCGAUAUGAACCGUCAAUAUGGCAGUAUCUUUCGGAUGCCCAGUGUUGCAGGAACCGAUAUGGUGCUCACCAUGAAUCCCCAGGACUAUGAAAUUGUUUUCCGAAAUGAGGGUCAGUAUCCGCAUAGAAGGAGCUUCGAGGUAAUGGACUAUUUCAAAAAGGUCCACAGGCGAGAGAUAUUCGAUGGCUACGAUGGUCUCACCUCAGGAAAUGGUCCUGAAUGGGGAAAGAUGCGAACUGCAGUUAACCCAAUUCUAUUGCAGCCCCGAAAUGCCAAGCUUUAUAUGAAGAAUUUGCUGCAAAUCAGUGAUGAGUUUCUGGAACGCAUCCGCUCUAUUCGAAAUCCUGCUACCCAAGAGAUGCCAGAUGAUUUUGCCGUGGACAUUCGCCAUUUGGUUAUCGAAUCGAUUUGCUCCGUCGCAUUGAAUACACAUCUUGGUCUGUUGGGAGACCAACGUAAUAAUAAGGAAGUUCAAACGUUGAUAGCUGCCCUGCAGGAUGUGGUUGAGUUGGGUUUCCAACUGGACAUGAUGCCGGCUUUUUGGAAGUAUUUCCCAAUACCAAGUUUUAAGAAACUGAUGCGUUCGUUGGAUACCAUUACGGACUUUUGCUAUUUCCACAUUGAGAAUGCUCUGAAGAGGAUCGAGGAGGACGCAAAAGCUGGAAAACCCACGGAGAUCGGUUUGGAAAAAAGCCUGUUGGAGAAGUUGGCCCGCUUCGAUCGUCAAACAGCUGUGAUUAUAGCCAUGGACUUGCUGUUCGCUGGAGCAGAUCCGACUCUAGUUUCCCUCGCUGGAAUUCUGCUGAGUCUGUCCAAGAACCCUGACAAACAGGCUCGACUUCUGGAGGAGAUCAGGGAAAUAUUGCCUAACAAGGACUCACCUUUGACCAUGGAAAACAUGAGAAACAUGCCCUAUUUACGGGCCUGCAUCAAGGAGGGUAUUCGCAUGUAUCCCAUAGGUCCGGGAACUCUUCGCCGAAUGCCGCACGAUGUGGUCCUCAGUGGAUACAGAGUGGUGGCCGGAACGGAUGUGGGCACGGCAGCCAAUUACCAGAUGGCCAACAUGGAGCAGUUUGUGCCCAAGGUGCGGGAAUUUAUACCCGAGCGAUGGCUGCGCGAUGAAUCGAACUCGAAUUCCCACCUGGUGGGCGAUACUGCCACUCCCUUCAUGUAUUUGCCCUUUGGUUUUGGGCCAAGAGCUUGUGCUGGCAAGCGGAUCGUGGACAUGAUGCUGGAGAUAGCCAUUGCCAGGUUGGUGAGGAAUUUCCAGAUCGGCUUCGACUAUCCCAUCGAAAAUGCCUUUAAGGCGAAGUUCUUCGUGCAACCGAAUAUUCCCUUUAAAUUUAAGUUUGUGGAGCGGAGUGGUUAAAGAAGUAAGGAUUGUUAUCCUCCUGUACUAGCUUUUAUUAUACACAAGUAUUUGUUUAUAUUAAAACCAGUUUUUAUUAA